This is a messenger RNA of Heterostelium album PN500, 321 nucleotides long. RefSeq lists its product as uncharacterized. Lineage: Eukaryota; Evosea; Eumycetozoa; Acytosteliales; Acytosteliaceae. The record is from RefSeq and is a predicted model, not a curated record. The transcript has a single exon. The coding region runs from base 1 to 321 and encodes 106 amino acids.
AUGCCACGUCACACAUUUGAAGAGUCACGCGACGAGACACUCGAACACGAACUGAAAACACGUACCAAGAAGCAAGAGCAGCUGUGUCGUGAGAUCGCCCACGAAUUCCAGCUAUUCACUUCAGAGACAUCGAUUCGACCACUCACAAAGCUAAUCAACAGUGGUCGUGCCUAUCUCUUUAAGCAACGACCGGAACUCUUCAAUUCAACACUCAACCCACAUCUUGCACAACGAGAGCAAGCAAAGAAUCAAGAAUUACUUCAGAAACAAGUAGUUGGAUUAGAUAAUAAUCAAAUAGAUCAAAUAAAUAGAGAUAAUUGA